This is a messenger RNA of Mugil cephalus (flathead mullet), 1322 nucleotides long. RefSeq names its product D-aspartate oxidase (gene ddo). The coding region runs from base 1 to 1017 and encodes 338 amino acids. Gene Ontology annotation, molecular function: FAD binding; D-amino-acid oxidase activity. The transcript has 4 exons. Lineage: Eukaryota; Metazoa; Chordata; Actinopteri; Mugiliformes; Mugilidae. The record is from RefSeq and is a predicted model, not a curated record.
AUGAAGGCCGUCAGGGUUGCCGUGGUGGGGGCUGGUGUGAUCGGGCUCUCCACCGCCGUCUGCAUCGCCGAGGCUCUUCCCUUCUGCUCGGUCACGGUGCUCGCUGAGAAGUUCAGCCCCGACACCACCAGCGAUGGAGCUGCUGGGAUCCUGUUUGCUCAAAAGUUUCCAGAUAUUCCCCUGGAAAGACAACGACGCUGGUUCAAGGACAGCUUCGAUCACUUGUUGUCCAUUGCGCAAUCUCGAAGCUCACCAGAGGCCGGAGUCAUGCUGAGCUCUGGCUGGCAGAUUUUCAAGGAGGCUCCAGCCGAUGAGAAGCCCUUCUGGUCGGAGUUUGUGAUCGGCUUUCGGCAAAUGACCGACGGUGAACUGAAGCGUUUCCCGUCACACAAGUUCGGUCAGGCCUUCACUACCAUAAAGUGCGAAUGCUCCAGCUACCUGCCGUGGCUGGAGAAGAGGUUCAGAAAAGCUGGAGGCCAAGUGGAGCAGAAGAAAGUCAACGAUCUCCAGGAAUUAAGUAACAGCUUCGAUAUCAUCGUCAACUGCUCUGGCCUGGGCUCUAAAGCGUUGGUUUGUGACACUCAGAUAUACCCAGUGAGGGGUCAGGUGCUAAAAGUGGAGGCCCCCUGGCUCAAGCACUUCAUCAGAGACGGAGACGGGAAGACCUACAUCUACCCCGGGAUACGCAGCGUCACCGUGGGAGGGACGAGGCAGGAGGGAGACUGGCGGCUCCAGGUGGACCAAGGGGACAGGGCGGGGAUCCUGGAGCGCUGCACGGAGCUGGAGGCGUCGCUCAGCGAGGCCAGAGUCCUCGGACAGUGGGUGGGGCUGAGGCCGAGCAGGAGGAACCCGAGGGUGGAGAGGGAGGUGGCGCAGCUGCAGGGCCGCCGGGUGCCCGUGGUCCACAACUACGGCCACGGGGGCUGGGGGGUCACCCUCGCCUGGGGCACCGCUCUGGACGCGACGGCGCUCGUCAGGCAGUGCGUCAGUGAGAUGCCUCUACGAGCCAAACUGUGAGACACUACAUCCUGGUUCACUCAGGACCGACAACAUCUACCUUUAAAUGCACACUUACACUUAAAUCGAUCAAAAGGCACUGACACUUUUAGAAUUUACAUUUAACACUAUUUCUUGAAAGGAGAUAAUUUAAUUUAAUAUCAACGGUGGUGGUUUUCUCUUUUUAUUGGUGCUGUUUGGAGAGAGAAGGUUAAAUACAAUAAAUACGACAAGGUGAACUUUAUUAAAAACACUCAUUAACACAAGACUUGAACACAUAUUAACAGCCUCGUUAGCAAUUUAUCACUGUAUAUGUAAAAAGAAAC